Molecule: messenger RNA, 2920 nt
Organism: Gadus morhua (Atlantic cod)
Lineage: Eukaryota; Metazoa; Chordata; Actinopteri; Gadiformes; Gadidae
Gene: gclc
Product: glutamate-cysteine ligase, catalytic subunit
Exons: 16
Coding region: 404-2299 (631 amino acids)
Biological process (GO): glutathione biosynthetic process
Cellular component (GO): glutamate-cysteine ligase complex
Molecular function (GO): glutamate-cysteine ligase activity
Source: RefSeq, a predicted model, not a curated record
CCUCGUUAAACCGCACAGAUCGGUGUACAACGAGCACCAGACUCACCCGUUAGUCGCUUUAUCAUAACCAUCACCUAUUGUCUCGCUUUUGGGCUACAGAGAAGAAAUUCAGAUGCAAGUGUAAGCUGGGUGAUUUGAGCGGUCUGUGCAGUGUGUGUGUCUUUACCUUGCUAAACACACAUUAGCCAGUGAUGCACACGGGCCAUCUUGAUGGUCAGUUCACAAACGAAACCAAGGAGAAUUCGCAUUGCUUUUCUCAUAUCUGCUCCUUUGUUUGGAUCGGUGUCUAAAACCUCCGCUCAUCUUUUAUUUCGGAAGAACUAGCCAGCCACUGUUGUGUUUUAGCAAACUGGUUUGCACCACGCACCAGUAGACAGCAUAGGUCAGCACUGGUCUCUCCGCGAUGGGCUUGCUGUCACAAGGGUCACCGCUCAACUGGGAGGAAACCAAGAAGUACGCAGAUCACAUCCGUAAACAUGGUAUCAUUCAGUUCCUCAACAUCUACAAUAAAGUGAAAGACCGCCAGAGAGACGUGUUGAAAUGGGGAGACGAGGUGGAGUACAUGUUGAUUGAAAUGGACGAGGCAAACGAGAAGGUUCGAAUUGUUCUCAGUGGAGGGGAAGUUUUAGAAACGCUUCAAGAACAAGGUGAAAAGAUCAACCCUAACCACCCCACCCUGUGGAGGCCGGAGUACGGCAGCUACAUGAUCGAAGGCACCCCCGGCCAGCCGUACGGCGGCACCAUGUCGGAGUUCAACACCGUGGAGGACAACAUGGACAAGAGGCGACGAGAGGCCUCUGCCGCGCUGAAGCCCAACGAGACCCUCUGCACAGUCACCGCCUUCCCCAGGUUAGGUUGCCCGGGUUUCACCAAACCAGAGUAUCGCCCGACACCUGUGGAAGCGGGGGUCUCCAGGUCUUUGUUCUUCCCAGACGAAGCGAUCAAUACACAUCCAAGAUUCAGCACGUUGACCAGAAACAUACGUCACAGGAGAGGCGAGAAAGUGGUCAUCAAUGUACCAAUCUUCAGGGACCAGAAAACCCCAACUCCCUUCGUGGAGAACUUUCCGGAGGACGACGGGGAGGGGGCGAGAGCCGCGCUACCAGACCACAUCUACAUGGACGCCAUGGGCUUCGGGAUGGGCAACUGUUGCCUCCAGGUGACAUUCCAAGCGUGCAGCAUUGCCGAGGCAAGAUAUCUGUACGACCAACUGGCAACAUUCUGCCCUAUUGUGAUGGCCCUGAGUGCUGCCUCACCCUUCUACCGGGGGUACGUGUCCGAUAUUGAUUGCCGCUGGGGGGUUAUUUCUGCCUCGGUGGAUGACCGCACACCGGAGGAAAGAGGCCUUAAGCCUUUGAAAAACGACAAAUACAGAAUCUUCAAGUCGCGCUACGACUCCAUCGACAGCUACCUCUCCAGCUGCGGGGAGAAGUACAACGACAUCGACCUGACCAUCGACGAGGACAUCUACAAACAGCUCCUGGAUGGAGGGAUCGACAAGCUGCUGGCUCAACACAUAGCCCACCUCUUCAUCCGAGACCCUCUUUCAAUAUUUGAGGAGAAGCUGAACCUGGACGACGAGAACGAGUCCGAUCACUUCGAGAACCUCCAGUCCACCAACUGGCAGACCAUGAGAUUCAAACCCCCGCCCCCAAACUCGGACAUCGGCUGGAGGGUUGAAUUCCGCCCCAUGGAGGUGCAGCUGACUGACUUUGAGAACUCUGCGUACGUGGUGUUCGUCGUGCUCCUCACAAGAGUGAUCCUAUCCUACAAAUUGGACUUCCUCAUCCCCCUGUCUAAGGUGGACGAGAACAUGAAGGUCGCGCAGAAGAGGAACGCUGUGCAGGAAGACAUGUUCUACUUCCGGAAGGACAUCUUCAAAGGGUGCAACCCCGGGCUGGACGGCGCCACGGCGUCCGCCCAGAACGGCGUGGAGACGGACGGCGACAGCGAGGAGUACAUGCUGAUGAGCAUCGACACCAUCAUCAACGGGAAGGAGGGCGUGUUCCCGGGGCUGAUCCCCAUCCUCAACUGCUACCUGGAGAACAUGGAGGUGGACGUGGACACGCGCUGCACCAUCCUCAAUUACCUGAAGCUCAUCAAGAAACGAGCCUCAGGGGAGCUCAUGACCAUGGCCAAGUGGAUGAGGGAGUUCGUCUCCCAGCACCCGCAGUACCAGCAGGACAGCGUCGUCACCGACAAGAUCAACUACGACCUCCUGAGGAAGUGCGACCGCAUCGCCACGGGGCAGGAGCGCUGCCCCGAGCUCUUCGGGGAGCCCAUCAACCGGUUCAAAUGAGAGCACCGCGGCGUUCUACUGUAGCGUGAACCGAACCGUCGCAGGUCCCGUCGGCAUGUAGAGACCAAGUAUGUGGCUUGUCACGGGGGGGGGGGGGGGUAGCGUUUCAGAGUGCCACACGUGCGCAACUUAAGACACCCAUUUGGCACUAAGUGUGUACAUAAUUGAUCAGAUUUUUAUGAUUAUCGACUUAUUUUAAUAGAACGGAGAAAGAAAAAAAGGUUAAAGCGCGAGGCGUUGAAAUGUGUAUAUAUUUACUUUCUCACUGGUGGUUGAAGGACGCCAGCGUUGGUGAAUGUACAUUUUAGCAGUGGUGUACAAUAGCGGGCAUUUAAUCGUUGUGUGUUGUUGUUUUUUUGUAUAUACAGCACCUACAGGGCUUUUAACAUUAACGUGGGUUCUUUUAAAUUAGUCCUCUCGGCAUGUAGUAGAAAUCUUUCGCUUUUGAAGUGCUGAAUCCUGCUUGCCUUGCUCUGCUGGCACAAUGUAGAAAUGAGAGCUAAAUGCAAGUGGAGAUUGAGACUUUUGCAAUGUUUGCUGUUUCCAAUAAAUCUGCACAGCAUUCAAUCAUGUUGCACGCUCCGCUUUAUGAAAAAAUAAAUGUGUCUUUUCAAUAUUACA